This is a messenger RNA of Racocetra fulgida, 541 nucleotides long. Lineage: Eukaryota; Fungi; Glomeromycota; Glomeromycetes; Diversisporales; Gigasporaceae. The record is from the annotation of a GenBank genome assembly.
AUGUUGUCUACACUUACUACUCCACAAACCUCUACUACCAUCUCACCGGAUGAUCCCUCAACUACCAUUACGCAUACUGUUUCAACCUUUAAUGAAUUAUCAACUCACUCUGGAUUUCCAAAUACACCGGUAAACGAACAAAACCAUGCCACUUCAGCAAAUAAUAAUUAUUCUCCUAUUAGUUUUGCUUCGAAUCAAGAAAUUUCUGCAUACAUUAAUAAUAAUUAUUUUUCAGUACCAGAUGUUGAUUAUUCAUUUUCUUUUACAACUUCAAAUCAAAUAAUUUCAAUAAACAAUGUACAAGAGACUAAUGAAUUAUCUCAUGAACAUUACCAAUUUCCUAAUUUUUUACCAUCAGAAACUUGUGAACAUCAUAUCACAAGCGAUUCUAUGUCUUUAAUUUCCCAUGUUGAUUCUUUACAUUUAAAAACUUGUGAAUAUGACUUUAUGAAUGAUUCUCUAUCUCUUUUUGAGACCAAUAUGAUUUGUCCGCAAUUUCCAACUUUACAGUUUGAUCCUUUACCCUUGGAUUCUUUUACGA